Exaiptasia diaphana is the source of this 1812-nucleotide messenger RNA. RefSeq names its product solute carrier family 2, facilitated glucose transporter member 1. Gene Ontology annotation, cellular component: membrane. Gene Ontology annotation, biological process: monosaccharide transmembrane transport. Bases 204 to 1673 code for a protein of 489 amino acids. The record is from RefSeq and is a predicted model, not a curated record. Gene Ontology annotation, molecular function: hexose transmembrane transporter activity. NCBI's taxonomy places the organism in Eukaryota, Metazoa, Cnidaria, Anthozoa, Actiniaria, Aiptasiidae. The transcript has 11 exons.
CUCUACUGGAAGCACAGCAGGAACUUCUUUUGUCGCUCGUUCCUCGCCACCAGAAAUAAUACCCCUACGUACAAAGUCUAUUAGACCUUGUUACCCUGGUACAAUAUCUGUUAGAUCAUGCUUCGGAAGACUUUGUAUAUCGGGGAUUUUAUUUUUGGAAGCGAGGAACGAGCGACAGAAGAGUUCAAUAUUUGUGGGAUAAAAUGGAGGAGGAAAAGGGGGAGASUUCGCCGCUCCUGUCUCGAGACAUACAGAGGAAAACUGAUGCGAAAUUGACGUUUUGGUUGGUUUUCUCGACAGYAGUAUGUGUUGGUGGCUCUUCUUUUCAAUUUGGAUACAAUACAUCGUGUAUAAACUCCCCAGAAAAGGUGAUAAAAGAUUACUAUAAGAAAUAUGGACAUGAGUUUACAGACUUUGACUGGGCAUUCGCUGUAUCUAUAUUUGCUGUGGGGGGUAUGGUUGGGGCUGUACUUGGACCWUUUCUUGCUAAUCAUCUUGGACGGAAAAAGUCGUUAUUAUGGAACAACUUUAUUGCAAUUUUUGGUACCUUGUUGAUGUUCCUGUCAUAUGAAUUCAAGAAUCCUCCACUUUUGAUGUCAGGAAGRUUUUUUAUUGGUAUCAAUUCUGGCAUCAAUACAGGUGUGGUACCAAUGUAUCUAUCAGAGAUAGCACCAAUWCCAUUGAGAGGUGCUUUAGGUGCUAUGCAUCAGUUUGGCAUUGUAGCUGGUAACCUACUUGGGUUUAUACUUGGACUCAGUGAGGUCCUUGGCAAUGAAAAAAACUGGCCGUUGGUGGUUUGUUUUAGCUUUAUACCAGCAAUCAUCCAGUUAGGGACAAUACCAUGGUGUCCAGGAAGUCCAAGAUACUUACUUCUAAGACUGAAUGAAGAGGAAGCAGCAGUGAAAGCUCUUCAAGCACUGCGAGGCACAACAGAUGUUUCUGACGACAUUGCAGAAAUGAGAGAGGAACAAGCAGCGACUUUAGAWCAAGAAAUCUCAAUCAAAUGGCUGUUCACAAGGAACUAUCUUCGUACUCCAUUAUUGAUAGCAGUGGUGUUGCAAUGCUCUCAACAGCUUAGUGGAAUCAAUGCAGUAUUUUAUUAUUCCACCUCCAUACUUGRAACCGCUAAUAUUCCUGGCAGUCAGUAUGCUACAUUAGGAAUAGGUGUGAUCAGUAUAAUAAUGACGACACUUGCUGUCAAGCUGGUUGAGAAGUUUGGCAGAAGACCUUUGAUGCUGUGGGGCCUGGGGGGAAUGAUUGGGUUUUAUUCUCUUAUGACCAUUUCAUUCAGAUAUCAGAACGUUGAAACUAUGGGAUACUUUGCGAUUGUGGCAACACUUCUAGUUGUGUCAUUCUUCCAAAUGGGGCCUGGUCCAAUACCAUGGUUUAUCACUGCUGAGAUGUUUACCCAAGGUCCAAGACCAAAAGCAUGUGCAGUUGCAGCCACAGUAAACUGGUUUACAAACUUUCUUGUAGGAGUUAGUUUCCCAUCCAUGCAGAGUGCACUUUAUCCAUACACGUUUAUUGUUUUUAUUKUKCUGAAUCUUGGMUCUUGGAUUUUUGUGUACUUUCUUGUGCCUGAGACCAAGGGACUAUCAGUGGAAGAAAUAUCCAGCCAAUUUAAACAUGGAAGAGAUGUCUACACUUAUASUUCUGUUGGGGACGAUGAUUAAAUAUGAAAACUACUUAAUAUUAACUUCAUUGGAUUCUUUUAGGGGAUAAUUUUAAGUUUUUGAUUUUUGUAUAAAAUGAAGGGUAUUUAUUGAAAUACUUUCAAAUUGUUUGUGUGUCAAUAAAAGUAUGACAUUGAUU